ACAGGUGUAGGCUGUUAUCGCUCGCUUGUCGUUAGUGUUGGUAACCGAAAACACGCAGUCGCGUGAGUAUUAAGUUAAGCGAUUCCGCGAGUCAAAACACUUUACUCCGACCGUUCAAUCGCCUCUCGUCUCGCCAGUCAUUAGCUAAGCGUUGUCGAAAUGGCCGCACUGGCACGUAAAUUAGAUGUUAUCGUUUUCGGUGCAACGGGAUUUACUGGCAAGUAUACGGUUUUUGAGGGUGUCAAAAUUCUAGCUGGUAUGAAAUGGGGAGUCGCAGGUCGUAAUAAGUCGAAACUCGAAUCGACCCUGGAAGAAAUGGGUCGUAAGGCUGGCGCUGACCUGUCGCACAUUCCGAUCGUGCUGGCCGAUGUAGACGAUCAGCCAUCGUUGGUUCAGAUGGCACGCGAAUGUAACGUCGUGGUGAAUUGCUGUGGACCGUAUCGACUUUACGGGGAGCAGGUGAUUCGGGCUUGUCUGGAAGCUGGAACGCAUCACGUUGAUGUUAGUGGCGAGCCCCAAUUUUUGGAAGGUAUGCAACUUAAGUAUCACGACGCAGCCAAAGAGAAAGGGGUGUAUCUUAUUUCGGCUUGCGGGUUCGAUAGUAUCCCCGCGGAGAUGGGAACCAUUUUUCUAGAGCAGCAGUUCGGCGGGGUGGUCAAUUCGGUGGAAAGUUAUCUAUUUACGAAGAUCAGUGGAAAGCGAGAAUUGGGCGGGAUUCACUAUGGAACUUGGGCAUCGGCGGUGCAUGCGAUCGCUAACUUGAAAGAAGUUGGUGCGAUUCGGAGAGAGUUGUUCAAGACAAAAAUGCCACAGCUCGAGCCGAAACUGCGGAACAGGCCGAUAAUCCACAAGUCUAGUGGAAAUAAAUGGUCGCUACCAUUUUUGGGACCGGAUAAGUCCUGUGUGGUUCGAACACAGCGUUUCUUGUACGAAACCGAGAACAAACGUCCGGUGCAGAUGAAAAAUUACAUUUCGUUCGGUAAUCUGAUAGAGAUGCUCGCUGUUUCCUUCGUCGGUGCUAUCUUCUGGCUGCUAGUUAAAACAACAAUGGGUCAGAAUUUGCUGCUCAAUUACCCACGACUGUUUUCGCUUGGUAUGGUGUCCCACGAAGGUCCCUCGGAUGAGGCAAUGAAUAACGUACACUUCACGAUGCACUUUGAGGGACGCGGCUGGGAGGAAGAUUUGGGCAAUCCGAACGAGAAGUAUUCGUACCCACCGAAUAAAGUGCUGCGAACAAGGGUUUCCGCUACCAACCCUGGCUACGGUGCCACCUGUGUGGCACUGCUGCUCUCGGCUAAAACUAUUUUACGCGAAGCGGAACGGAUGCCAGGGAGAGGAGGAUUUUUAACCCCCGGAGCGGCGUUUGCUAAAACCAACCUGAUUUCGGAGUUGUGCAGCAAUGGGUUUACAUUCGAAGUAGUUUCUAAAGCUAAGUUGUAGUAACUGUUGUGACUAUUUGUUAUCAGUUAUGUACCUGCAUCGUUUUUAGUUAACUGUUGAUAUUGUAUUUUUACAAAAUCUAUGUUCAUUAUAAUGGCACAUUUUUCUUGCAAAAAAAAGGAAAAGGUGUUACGUUAAAACUAAACUAAAAUCCAAAAAUUUGUCAGGUAAAACGCAUGUCGACGGAAAGGAUUUGUAAUCUUUUCGGACAAUUCUUUCAAAAAAUCUAUGCAACAAUUUCGGAAGUAGAUCGCGACUGCAACCGUUAACAAUGUGUAUGUCUUAGAAGGUCGUACUCAACUUAUCACCAACGGAUGAUUCAAAGGUUUCUGCAUUGGCAAAACGACGACAUUUCCUUCAUAAUCAAGAAUUAGAUGCAAGGGUUCUGCAUAGGCAAAAGACAAAAAAGCAUAUUAAAACUAAGUAGUCACCCGUUGUUUACUAAAUCAGUACUUCGUGUCCCUGAAUAAAUUGCAUGACGGGAAAAACGCUGUAGAAGAUUAUACCUAUUAGGGGUUUUAUCUUGAAAAUUUGGGUAGAAGUAGUUUGGAGUUUGUUUACGCUGUAUUUUUGUCACUGUUAGUUUUUCGAAAAUUGAAAAAAAUGCCGUUACCCGAAAAGCAUUGUCGCGAAUUGAUUUUGUGCAAGCAUUUUGAAAGGAUCUCCUACGAAAGGCAGAAAUUAAAUGGCAGAAUCACGAAAAGCAGAAUUACGAAAGGCAGAAUAUUUCAUAAGGCAGAAUAACGAAUGGCAGAAUCAAAAAAUGGUCUAUUUUCUUUUUAACAACACACACACUCGCGGCCUUUGGCCGACUCUAUUGUCCAGGUGUAUGCUGUCCUUACUCGCUACCGCUCGUUCGGACUUAACCUUCUAGUG
This is a messenger RNA of Wyeomyia smithii (pitcher-plant mosquito), 2316 nucleotides long. Its product is annotated as saccharopine dehydrogenase-like oxidoreductase. The record is from RefSeq and is a predicted model, not a curated record. Gene Ontology annotation, cellular component: mitochondrion; lipid droplet; plasma membrane. Gene Ontology annotation, biological process: glycolipid biosynthetic process. The transcript is spliced from 4 exons. Lineage: Eukaryota; Metazoa; Arthropoda; Insecta; Diptera; Culicidae. Bases 160 to 1440 code for a protein of 426 amino acids.